AUGGGGCUCUGCGUAAGCAAACAGAAGCCCGUCAAAUCAAAUGCCAAUGGGCACACACCCGUAAAUGGAGUCCACCACCAGCAGACCCCAAUUCAAUUCACGAUGUCUCCCGGCUAUGCAGCUCAGUUGCCCCACGUAAUUCCUCCGGCCAGCCCCGCGCCGCCGCCCGCACAGAAAGCAAACACGAUUCUUGGGAAGCCAUACGAGGAUGUCAAAGCCCAUUACAGCCUGGGGAAAGAACUUGGGAGGGGCCAGUUUGGUGUCACUCAUCUCUGCACUGACAUUGCAACUGGGCAGAAAUAUGCUUGCAAGUCGAUAUCCAAGAAGAAACUUGUUACCAAGAGUGAUAAAGAGGAUAUGAGGAGAGAGAUUCAGAUAAUGCAGCAUUUGAGUGGGCAGCCUAAUAUUGUGGAGUUUAAGGGUGCUUAUGAGGACAAGCAAUCUGUGCAUCUUGUGAUGGAGUUGUGUGAAGGUGGAGAGCUUUUCGAUCGGAUUAUCGCCAAGGGACACUACAGCGAAAGGGCAGCUGCUUCAAUCUGCAGGAGCAUUGUAAAUGUUGUCCAGAUUUGUCAUUUUAUGGGCGUGAUGCACCGUGAUCUCAAGCCGGAGAAUUUCUUGUUGUCGGACAAGAGUGAGAAUGCUCUCUUGAAAGCUACAGAUUUCGGACUAUCCGUUUUCAUUGAAGAAGGGAAGAUAUACAAGGAUGUAGUUGGGAGUGCUUAUUAUGUUGCGCCAGAAGUUUUGCGUCGCAAAUAUGGAAAGGAAGUCGAUAUUUGGAGUGCUGGAGUCAUGUUAUACAUAUUACUCAGCGGUGUACCUCCUUUCUGGGCUGAGACUGAGCGAGGAAUAUUUGACUCUGUACUAAGAGGACAUGUGGAUUUUGAAAGUGAACCUUGGCCAUCAAUAUCAGCUAGUGCUAAGGACCUCGUUAGUAGGAUGCUUACUCAGGACCCAAAGAAACGCAUUACGGCUGCUGAAGUUCUUGAGCAUCCAUGGAUUAGAGAAGGUGGAGAAGCAUCUGAUAAACCAAUAGACAGUGCAGUCCUCACCAGGAUGAAGCAAUUCAGAGCAAUGAACAAGCUCAAAAAGCUUGCACUGAAGGUAAUAGCAGAAAAUCUUUCUACAGAAGAAAUUCAAGGGCUGAAAGCAAUGUUUACAAAUAUGGACACUGACAACAGUGGCACCAUCACCUAUGAAGAACUUAAAGCUGGUUUGGCUAGACUUGGAUCAAAACUUACAGAGGCCGAAGUCAGGCAGCUCAUGGAUGCUGCUGAUGUGGAUGGAAAUGGAUCGAUAGAUUACAUUGAGUUCAUCACCGCCACGAUGCACAGACACAGAUUAGAAAGAGAGGAAAACCUUUACAAAGCAUUCCAAUACUUUGAUAAAGAUAGCAGCGGAUUCAUAACAAGAGACGAGCUUGAAACGGCUAUGCAAGAAUAUGGGAUUGGCGAUGCGUCAACCAUAAAAGAAAUAAUAGCUGAAGUGGACACAGACAAUGAUGGAAGAAUCAAUUACGAAGAGUUCUGUACCAUGAUGAGAACUGGAAACCCACAGCAACCCAAGCUCUUCUAGCGCCAAACACAGCAACUGUGCUGUGUGAGACCAUCUGCUAGCAAUGUAUCAUAUCCACUCACAUGUUUCUAUUCCUUGUCCCGGCUAGUUCUGGAAAUAAUCUUUGUUUUUCACAUCUGUUUUGUUUCUAUUAUAUGAGGAAGGCUACACCUUUUUCGUACAAUAUCUGCUUCAUUAUACCAUGUAAACAUCCAACCCAAAAUUUCCAAGUUAAUGGUUCGAUUUCUGACAACAUAUAAUGUAAUGCGACAGAAAUGUGAUAAUGAACACAAGUAGGUGUAGCAAUCUUUGCAUUCAAUUCCA
Sesamum indicum (sesame) is the source of this 1875-nucleotide messenger RNA. It is a transcript of the gene CPK33, whose product is annotated as calcium-dependent protein kinase 33. NCBI's taxonomy places the organism in Eukaryota, Viridiplantae, Streptophyta, Magnoliopsida, Lamiales, Pedaliaceae. Gene Ontology annotation, biological process: protein phosphorylation. The record is from RefSeq and is a predicted model, not a curated record. Gene Ontology annotation, molecular function: ATP binding; calcium ion binding; protein kinase activity.